Candidozyma haemuli is the source of this 1554-nucleotide messenger RNA. Its product is annotated as cytochrome P450. Bases 1 to 1554 code for a protein of 517 amino acids. NCBI's taxonomy places the organism in Eukaryota, Fungi, Ascomycota, Pichiomycetes, Serinales, Metschnikowiaceae. The record is from RefSeq and is a predicted model, not a curated record. Gene Ontology annotation, molecular function: heme binding; oxidoreductase activity, acting on paired donors, with incorporation or reduction of molecular oxygen, reduced flavin or flavoprotein as one donor, and incorporation of one atom of oxygen; iron ion binding. The transcript has a single exon.
AUGAUAUUUCCAGAAUUCUUCGCCAGGUACAGCUGGCUCGUCGUGGCGUUGGUGCUUUUGGUGGUUGCAAAAGUCGUGGUGAGGAAAGCCAGACUAGCCCAGUUGGCAAAGAAGUGGAACACUGAACCGAUAGUUAACCAUAAACUGAUUCUUCAUACUUUGCCAGAAUUGUUCAAUCACCGUGAACUCACGAGACUGGGGUUCUUUUUGGAGAAAACGUUUGAUAAGUUUGCCAUGUCUGGUGCUAAUACGCUUCUGCUUUCGAUUCCCAACAGCUCGGGCUUGAUUCUUACCAUGAACCCAGAAAACAUGAAAGCCAUGCUUCUGACUCAAUUCACUGAGUUUAGUAUUGGCGUGAGGAAACAGGCGUUUGGCCCUCUUUUGGGAAACGGUAUCUUUGCUUCAGAGGGCCACCACUGGAAACACUCCAGAACCUUGCUUAAACCUCAGUUUGUCAGGGAACAGGUAUCCCACGUUAAAAUGCUUGAACCGCAUGUCCAGAUGCUUGCGAAGCAUAUUCGUGCAAAUAGCGGGUACUUUGAUAUCCAGCUGUUGUUCCAUAGGUUUACGUUGGACGCUGGAACACACUUUCUCUUUGGCGAGAGUGUCAACGACUUGAGAGACGAGGCUAUUGGCUACGAUUCUUCUGAAAGCCACAUUGAGGGCAGAGCCGAGUUCAAUUCGGCUUUGACGUUUGUUCAGUCGUAUUUGGUCAAGAGAUCGUCGCUUUUUGACUUUUACUGGUUGGCCAACAGCAAAGAGUUCCGCCAGAGCGUCAAGGACAUCCACAGCUACACAAACAACUUUGUCAAUAAAGCGUUGCAGUUGAAGCCUGAAGAGAUUGAAGCUCGCUCCAGACAAGGGUACACUUUCUUGUAUGAAUUGGUGAAGGAUACAAGAGACCCAGUGGAGAUCAGAGACCAGCUUUUGAAUAUCAUGCUUGCGGGCCGCUCAACCACAGCUUCACUUCUUCUGUCGGCCUUGUCUGAGCUUUCCAGGAACCCAGAAGUAUGGAAGAAGUUGAGAGAAGAGGUUCUUAUGCAAUUUGGCACUGGCGAGUCUCCGGAAGAACUCGAAAGCAUUACUUUUGAGUCCUUAAAGAAAUGCAACUACCUUAAAUGGGUCAUCAACGAGACCCUCCGUGUUUACCCGCCAGUGUCACUGAAUCUUAGAGAGGCUCUCAGAGAUACUACGUUGCCCAGUGGUGGAGGAAAAGAUGGCCAGGCGCCGAUUCUUGUUCCUAAAGGCACAGCAGUGAUUAUUCUGAUCUACUGUGUCCAGCGUCUGAGGAAACAUUACGGUGAAGAUGCUGAUUUGUUCCGUCCAGAACGUUGGGCGAACCUUAACAAGAUUGGCUGGGCGUUUAUGCCGUUUGGAAGUGGCCCUAGAAUCUGUUUGGGCCAGCAGUUUGCACUUACCGAAGCUCUGUAUGUUCUUGUCAGACUAGUGCAGAUGUUUUCUUCUUUGGAGAGCGACGGCAGUCCAUACCCAGCCAGGAAGGAAGCCAAUGCUACGUUGCGUUACACCGACGGUGUCAACGUGAAAAUGUCGUAG